CUCCAUUUACUCAGUGGAUGACGGACAUGUUGUUUACAUGGCUGUUGGUGUGUUGGGGUGCUGUCUUGUGUCAGGGUAUAGAAACUUCUCGGAUACACAUUAUCAAUGAACGAGACAACUGGUGGGAGGCCCAAAGCCGAUGUAAAGUCAACGGAGGCAAGUUGUACACACCCGGCACAGAUGACAUCCCAGCAGAGCUCAUGGAGAAUCAACAGCCGGCAACAUACUACUGGAUAGGUGCCAUGAGCUACAGGGUCUGGCUAUGGACAGUAGAUGACAGUCCCCUGUUCACCUAUGCUGGCUUCCUUCCUCUGGGGAGUGUGACAGUAGAACCAAAGGGAACAUAUCUUGAUAACUCGGUAUGGAAGUGCCAUCUUCACUGCAGUCCAGCAUAUUCAGUAGGCAUGAAGGGAACCACGUGCUAUUGUUUGAAAGAAGGCUAUAACACUACGAAGUCGAUGCUAUCCGAGAACACGUGUCCCGGAAACUUGGAGGAAAGGUGUGGCAACAUCCAGGGGGUGUCAGUAUACAAGCUAGAAAACAUGAUAUUUAAUCAAGAGGAACACACGUACUGUGCUUAUGCGGAUGACACGGACCUUUCCAUCCAUACCAGAACUUAUGACGAUUGCAAAAACUUCAAGGAUUGUUACGCCUGCUUUACUUUAUCUGGUGCAACUACAAGUAUAUCUUGUAGACCUCAGAAGUCAUGGUUUGCUGCCCGGAAUGCAUGUGACUUGGUUAAACUGAAUACAUCUGCCCGGACCAGUCUUCUUGGAAGUAGCAGUAACACCACCACAUACUGGAUCGGUUUGUACAAAUAUCUGCACAGGAGAUGGAUAAACGGGGAGACGGCUUUGAAAUACGACGGGCGCCGCGGUGCUUUGUCUUCACACACUAUAGCUAGGUGUCUCAGUGUGUACAAGCAGAGGAAUGGAGGAAAGCGUUUAUACUGGAGGCCAUGUUCAGAAAACAGAAAGUUCCUUUGUGAAGAUGGAACACAAUUACAACCGUCAGGAGAUGGUGCCACAACUGACAACAUCAACUUUACCGAUGUUGAAACACCCAUAACAGGACCGAAUGAUGCGAUGAAACCUUCGAAAAAUCCCGUGAUAGAAGGAGGCUUCAUUGGACUAGGUGUAGGAUGCGUGACGCUUGUUCUGACAGUCAGCAUGGCAGUGUAUUUCUUAUCAAGGCAAAAGAAACUGUGUUUUGCGACCAACUGCGAGAAUCAACCGGUUCACUUCAAUACAGAUUCAGUAAAUACCUACUGCAGUUUAGCCUUCCCAACACAAACAGAAAAUGGAACAUAUGAUGUCAUACCACCUCCUCGCACAACAGAAGAAGGAACGACAUCCAUAGUCAGGGCCAGUCCUCACAGUGACAACAUCUACAUCAACACCUCAUAG
Haliotis rubra (blacklip abalone) is the source of this 1406-nucleotide messenger RNA. RefSeq lists its product as uncharacterized. Lineage: Eukaryota; Metazoa; Mollusca; Gastropoda; Lepetellida; Haliotidae. Bases 18 to 1406 code for a protein of 462 amino acids. The transcript is spliced from 10 exons. The record is from RefSeq and is a predicted model, not a curated record.